Messenger RNA from Ctenocephalides felis (cat flea), 1744 nucleotides. RefSeq names its product carbonic anhydrase-related protein 10-like. The transcript has 12 exons. Gene Ontology annotation, molecular function: carbonate dehydratase activity; zinc ion binding. The coding region runs from base 586 to 1569 and encodes 327 amino acids. Lineage: Eukaryota; Metazoa; Arthropoda; Insecta; Siphonaptera; Pulicidae. The record is from RefSeq and is a predicted model, not a curated record.
CAGAUCUGUUGUCUCUGUGGGAUCUACAUUUGUAAUGAGACUCGGAUGUUUCUCCAAUUCGCGUUUUAGUUUCGCGUACGUUUGUGUUUAGUGUGACUUUUUACAUUAUUUUUUUAUUAAUUUGAGGUUCAAAUUUAGUGUGUAAUUAUAGUGUAUAAUAAGUGCUUGUUAAAAUUAUAGUGCCUAGACAAUAUUAAAAUAUGAUGUAUUUAUAUUGUUAUAUAAAGUGGCAUAUUAAUGGAUCGCACGCCAUGUGACAAGUACGGCCUUUAGUAAAUACGACUUUUUGAAAGUUUGUAAUUAAGAAAAUACGAAACUAAAGUUUCCUCCAGUGUAAUGUUAUUUGACUAAACAAAUAAAAUAUGUCACGCGAAUAACAAAUUUUACUUAGGAAUUAUCAUUUUUCCAUGGAAUAUCAUAGUUGAUAAUAACAUAGUUUGUGGUGUAAUUAGUAAAAUAAUGUAAAUUAAUAAAUUCGUCGUAGUGGAUAAAAAGUGUCAUUCGUGAUCGGUAAUUACAAUUUUUGAUAGUUUGAGUGAUGAUCCAAUCGUAAAUAGUGGUUUUAGUGCGCGAGUGAACUGGACAAUGAUUCAUUCAAAGAUGUUGCUGGGAUUGGCGAUUUGUUUGCUGCUGACAAAAGAUGUGAAUGCAGUAAGCUGGGAGGAGUGGUGGACGUACGAUGGAAUUUCAGGUCCUGCAUUUUGGGGUCUAAUAAACCCUGAAUGGUCACUAUGUAACAAAGGUCGAAGGCAAUCACCCGUAAAUCUGGAGCCUGACAAACUUUUGUUCGAUCCAAAUCUGAGGCCCUUGCACAUUGAUAAGCAUAGAAUAAGUGGAAGUAUAUUAAACACUGGCCAUUCUGUGAUAUUCAGUGCGGACAACGAGUCCAAUCCUGGAGGAAUUGGUGGAGGGGCCCCUCAUGUAAACUUAACAGGAGGGCCCUUAUCUUACAGAUAUCGGUUUCAGGAAAUUCAUAUUCAUUACGGGCUCCACGACCAAUUCGGCUCUGAACAUAGUGUAGGAGGUUAUUCGUUUCCAGCAGAAAUCCAGAUAUACGGCUACAAUUCUCAGCUGUACACGAAUUUCACAGAAGCUUUAUCCCGAGCUCAGGGCAUCGUCGGCGUCUCGCUACUCUUACAGCUGGGAGAUCUAUCCAAUCCUGAGUUGAGAAUAUUGACGGAGCAGCUGGAUAAGAUACAAUUCGGAGGAGACGAGGCUCCAGUGAGAAGGUUAUCGAUAAGGGGUCUGCUGCCGGACACAGAACAAUACAUGACGUACGAAGGUUCGACGACGGCCCCCGCAUGUCACGAAACUGUCACUUGGAUUGUGAUAAAUAAGCCUAUCUACAUCACCAAGCAACAGUUGCAUGGUCUGAGAAGAUUAAUGCAAGGUGGACCAGAACACCCAAAAGCGCCACUUGGAAACAAUUACAGACCUCCUCAACCUCUUUGGCACAGGCCUGUUCGGACAAAUAUAGAUUUCAAAGUAAAACACACGCAAGGAGGAAAAGUCUGUCCAACGAUGUACAAAGACGUUCAUUAUAGAGCAAAUAGUUGGAAACAGCAUUGAGAUGGUGUUUAUUGUGAAAAUGUUAAGUUAUUGGUGACUAGAUGUCUACAGAACAUUAAAUAAUUAUUUAAAAUAAAAAAUAUGUAAAGUUUAGUUUAAGCAAUGUGUAUUGAAUGCGUUUUAGUGAGCUUUUGAUAGUUUCAGUGACAUAUGUGAAUGUUCUAGUAAGAAAAAU